Messenger RNA from Polypterus senegalus (gray bichir), 1543 nucleotides. Its product is annotated as natterin-3-like. The record is from RefSeq and is a predicted model, not a curated record. The transcript has 4 exons. Lineage: Eukaryota; Metazoa; Chordata; Cladistia; Polypteriformes; Polypteridae. The coding region runs from base 115 to 1407 and encodes 430 amino acids.
CUUCGGGCCGUCCCUCAGACGCAACUUGGACAACAAACUGAAAGCGGUGUGCUCUCAUUGCUUCUCCACUUUACCUAUUUCACAGGUAUUGUCAAGCUUGGAUCGCAGAGUUGCAUGAGAGACACAAAGAUGAUGUGGACACUGUUGACUGCUCUGACAUUUCUGCUGCUGAGUGAUGUCUGCUCAGAUUCUGCUUCUAUGGCUUCUCCUGUCAAAAACCUGGAAAACAUCACAGAGGUGCCAGAAGCUGAAGCAGAAGAGUUGUCUGUUAUUUCAGUUCUUAAAGAAGUCGCUUCCCCACCGGAUCUCAAUUCCAGCUUCAUGUUGCAGAACACAUCACCUCAGCGGAGGUCACUUGAUUCAACUUCAGUCUUUGGCAGCACCAUUAACCUGCAGUGGGUCCCCUUCACAGGUUUUGUUCCCAAAUACAGGGUAUCCAUCUGGAAUAGUUAUGAAUCACGCACAGACUAUGUCUGUAAAGUCAAAUGUGAACCUGGAUUCUACAACCCGAGUAAAGGUUCAAGAUGUUAUUAUGCUUAUGGUGGAAAAGAGUAUUAUUCAUAUUCAUUUGACUUUUUGGUAAACUGGGACAAUUUUGAGCUUUUAGAGUGGGUGCCAGGAUCAUAUGGCUCAUAUCCAGCAUUAGCGGUCAAGGUCUGUGAAGGUUACGACGUCCUCGUUGGUAAAAACAAGUAUGGCUUAGGUAAGGUGGUCCCAAAGCAAAGCAGCUUUUACUUGCCAUGGGAGGGUUAUCAGUAUGCUUACUAUUAUUACGAUGUCCUCUCCAUCAACAAAGGAUCUUACAGUCAGGAGGUCACUAAUGUCAUGUAUGAUACUAAUAAGGCAAAAGUCCUUGAACUGCCUUUUGAAAUGCUGAAGAUGUCGUCAUUGGACAACUAUGAGUGCCAGAGCGUAAAGAGAACUGUAACUUUAAAGGGAACAUCAUUGAAUAAGUAUGAAUGCCUGAGCAUAAACAACAUUUUCACCCAUGACUUAACUACGGAUGAGAACCACUGGGAUAUCCAGCGUUCAAAAAUGUAUGGAAAAUCCAUUAUUUUCUCUGCUGGAAUCCCUGAAUUCCACUCUGGGUCUGUCAGUGUCUCCAUUGAGACACAGUUCAGGACUACCUUGGGCAAGCCAUUAAACAUAUCUGACCACUACAAAGUGUCUGUUGAAAUGAUUGUAGAUCCUAGUCACUCCUGCAAAGUCAAAAUUCUAGAAAAGAAGGUGACCGCCAGUAUCCCUUUCACCGCCAGGCUGAGUCGCUUUUACUCGAGUGGCAAUAGAGCAAGUACCAGCAUUGUCGGCCAAUAUCAUGGAAUGCAGGCUGAGAAUCUAAAAGCUGUGGUUGAGAAAUGCGAGCAAAUCCCCAAUGCUCAACCCUGUCCAUCUGAGGGAUCUGGAUAGGAAGUAUCACAGUGACAUUGUGGCAUCCCUUAAUUGGUGCACUUGCAUUCACAUGUAGCCUUGUAAACUUCUUAAUGUAAAUGAGCGUAAAUGAAUUGUCUGCACUGAACUGCUGUCUGUCUGUUCUUCCAAUUAA